Coccomyxa subellipsoidea C-169 is the source of this 1668-nucleotide messenger RNA. RefSeq lists its product as hypothetical. Bases 247 to 849 code for a protein of 200 amino acids. NCBI's taxonomy places the organism in Eukaryota, Viridiplantae, Chlorophyta, Trebouxiophyceae, Coccomyxaceae. The record is from RefSeq and is a predicted model, not a curated record. The transcript has 6 exons.
CUCAAAACUUAUCCAUAGAGAGAAAACCAAAGGAGAAGCUGUGGAAACCUUAGAGACGAGCAGCGUUGUCGCAACGGGAAAGGAGAUUUCAACUGAACUUAGCACAUUCUGGGAAAAUUCACCCGCCCUCGUCCAAUUUGGACCGGCAGGCAGAGACACGAGAGUGCGGAAGGCGACCUGUAGCUGUCACCUGCUGAACACUGGAGUUUGGGACCCCUUUCCUCAAGCCAGGAAUUUCGCACAGUCAUGGCUGCCAGAAGACACCAGGCGCUUGCAACUGGACUCCUUUGCCUACUCGCUCUUGUGCAAGUGCAGAGGAUACAGUCCCUAGGAAUUGACCCCAUUGUGGACUAUGUGUUCCCCAUCUGGCCCACCAUCAAUUGCUUCAACCCGGCGCGGUCCGACAACAGCCAAGUGACCCCCAGCGCUUCGUUCACCAGCUACCUGACAGCUGUGCAGAACAAGGCCAAGCAGUUCACGCAGAGCGGCCUCUUCUUCACUGCACAGUGCAAGGCCAGCCUCAUCCUGAAGGGCACGAUCGAGUGCUACUAUGUGUUUGACAAGACCAGCUACCGCACGGGGCUCAACACCCUGAAGAACACAGCGCCCUACUCGGGCAUCUCCCUCAACUUCUGCGCCAUCCAGUUGGACGGCGGCCCAGUCAAGACCUCCACCAUCUGCUUUGACAACUCUGGCAUUGACCCCAACCACCCCUACGUCAUUGCCAAGGUGGAGACGGCCGGGCCGCAGUACAACAUCUUCCAGACGCUGUUUGGCGCGAGUGUGCACGACGCCAACGUGAGCCCGCCGCAGGACUACACCAUUUCCUACACCUGCUACUUUGUGUGAGCGCCACCUGGACAGGAGGGGGCAGCACUAAAUGCUAAUAAUGUAGCAGCCUCCAGCGGAGCAAAGAGCACAGCUGCGGGAAUGGGUGGUGAGAACACCGUUGCACAGCACAGAACAGAACGCUGUCAGCAUUGCUGACUGUGGGGUGGACUGGCUGGAUGCUGCUGGUGUUUGGAUCUAGGGAGCGCAGGUACAUUUUUGUAGCUGGAAACGCAUUACAAAGCUGAAAGGCAGGCGGUGCAGAGCUUUUUAUUGCACCAAACGCUGCGGGUCAAACAACAGACAAGCAAAACAGUCCUGGAGCAAUAUUGUCAAGACAUCCUUGUCUGAAGAUUCGAAGACCAGGCUAUAGUCCUGCUAGGAGAAACUACUGUACAAGCAAUGAAAGUUUCAUAAGUUUGUUGUUGACUGGCCAGACUGCAAAGCCAGAUCCUGGCAACCUAGCUCUGCAAGGAUCUUAUGAGGCUUGUCAACGUCAAAUAAUCGUGCGCCGUGGCACAAUCUGAAACAGUCACUGCCAGAAUAAUAUUGCUGAGCAUGCGUUGCGGAAUGUAAACUUUUCAAGUUCACCGCUGUAACACCAUGUUGCUGCUUCCAUCAAUGCGCGGCAUCCUCUUUUGAGGACAGUCAAAAUAUGCAGGGCAGUGCACACAUGCGUGUACAAUAGCCUCAGGCUGAGCGCCCCAGCCGUGCAAAGGAUGGCCUCUUCUAUCAGACGAGAAAAGUCAGCAGACUAAUUGCUUGAGAAUCCUGAAGCCAGAAUCAGAGCUUGCCAUCCAGCCACAUGCCGAUGAAGCGGGUUGCGUGCACGAAAAUCAU